Messenger RNA from Rhodamnia argentea, 3229 nucleotides. RefSeq names its product histone-lysine N-methyltransferase, H3 lysine-79 specific-like. The coding region runs from base 322 to 1647 and encodes 441 amino acids. The record is from RefSeq and is a predicted model, not a curated record. The transcript is spliced from 2 exons. Lineage: Eukaryota; Viridiplantae; Streptophyta; Magnoliopsida; Myrtales; Myrtaceae.
GCUUACUAGAGACCUCCUCCAGAGCUCUUUGGACUUGUCGGAGCAGCUCGCUCUCGCUCUCUCUCUUCCCCAACUCUGACCACCACCUAUGGAGAAAUCCUCUCUCCGGCGCUGCUUAAACCACCCAAAUACUCGGAUUGAGCUUCGCGAUUGCAGUCCAAGAUAACCGGGUAUGAAAUUCCCCCUUCUGUGGUUGCGGUUUAGUCGUUCUUGAUUGGUCUUGUUCUCUAAAGUCGCAAUCGGUGGACGCCUCGCAAUCUUCGCGUGAAAUCAAUUCUGGGUUUUGGUUCAUCUUGAGCGACAUCUGUUGUUGGGUACGCGAUGGUGCCUCCUAGAAGGAAGAAGUGGACCGAGGCUGAGGAGAGGACGCUAAUCGACAAAUACGAAGAGCUGUUCUCGUGCGGGACGCUCGCGAAAAUGCGAACUCGCGAGAAGAAGUUCAAACCCAUCGCUUGCCAUGUGAAUUCCGCGCACCACGCCCGCGACCCCAUCGCUUAUCCAUGGCAUUGGACGUGGAAGGAUGUGUCGACCAAGGUGCAGAAUAUGCGCCACCAGUAUUUGCUUGUCAAGCAAAAGAUCAGGAGGCCGCUCGAAUCGGCCAAGAGUAUAGGCGGCGAGGGUGCAGUUGAGGAGUUUGAUUGGAUGGAGGGGCUUACCCAUUGGUCGAAUUUUUUGAGGUACAAGGAGGUGUUUGGGGAUGUGCCCAUCAUGUGCACUGGCGAUGGGGUCAAUCAUUCGAUGGUGGCUCUGGAUGAGGCUGACCAUGAUGAGGUAUUUGUUGGUAAUCAACAGGAAAUGGAGACGGUGGGAUUUGGUCAAACGAGCCAUAUGGGUAGCGGUGAUGUCGGGACAGGGCUUGAUCGAAGUGACGGUGGCCCGUUAUUUAUGGGUUUUGAUUAUGAUGAUGAAGAAGCGGAAAGGAACUAUAGUGGGAGGGACGCGAUUAGAGAGGAGGGAGAUGGUGGCUUUGUCGCUGAGACGGCGGAUCCAAAUGGUUCUAUGAUGAGAAGGAAAGCGAAGCUGCCGAGGGGAUUGGAGAAAAAGUCAUGGGCCUUUAUCUCUAAACACUUGGUUCAAUUGAGGGAGAUUGAGGCUCGAUUUGAGCAGCGUGACAAGGAAAGAGAACGAGAAAGGCUAAGAAGGCAGAAUCUUUCGAUGGAAUCAGGACGAGAGCGGGAGAGAAAACUUGAAGAGAGAGAAAGGGAAAAGGAAGAGACAGAGAUUAUCAGGGAGGAGUCAAGGAGGCAGAUGAUUCAAGAAUGGGAUAGUCUUUUGAAGGAUAGUGAAGAGAGGGAAAAAAGAAGAAGAGAGGAGCAGUUAAUUGAGGAGAGGGAAUGGGAGGAGAGGCUUAACAUGAGGAGGUUAGAAUGGAGGAAGAGGAUCGAUGAACAGCUUAGUCAGCAUAGGUUAGAGAUGGAGCAGAUCCAGACACGUAUUCUUCAUGAGCAACAGAAUCUUACCAGUCAGUUGCUUGGGAUUAUUUCUCAGUGGACUGGCCAUCCGGCUGAGCUAUCCAACCAUGCAAAUGCUGGCAACCAUUAUCUUUCACCGGUGAUGCAGAACAUGCACCGUGUGAAUAGUAUGCUUCAUGGUGACACAAGAGUUGAUGAAGAUAAUCCAGAUGACGAAUUCAUUGUUGAUGGGUGAUUGUAAAUCUUGCCUAGUUAUCCCAUGCUUGUCUGUGGAGAUAUUCACUAUCAUGAAAGGCUCAUGCCUGCCCAAUUCAGGAGGGAUGUGCAUCCUGUGCGCAGGAAUAGCCCUUCUUUGCCGUUUCAAUAUAUCAUUCAUCAAGCCCACAUAAUCAGAAAAGAAGUAAGCUAUGUCGGUUAUGUCAUCACCAACUUAAUGGGGUAAGUGCAGCUUGGUUCUAUUGUCUAUGCGCUUGAUGCUAUUGCAUGUGAGUUCAGUUGACAUCCUCAAUUCGUUGGUUUCUUGUGAUCUUUUGAAAUGUUGAGGUGGCUCUUUAUCUGCCAUGGCUGAAUAUGUUGGAGCAAAUGGACUCAUUGAAUCGGUCUCUUGUGUGUUCCUGGCCUUUUGUAUCCAUGACGUCGUACUCUGUUUCAUUUGGGUUUCUGUGAUGGUUUGUCAUGGCUUUUCUGGAAACAUCUUACUUCUAUUGAUCUGACUUUUAAUGCUGGAUUUGAAGCUUCUUACUGAUAUCAUAUGCUGGAAAGAGCCAUUAAACUUACCGGCAUGAAGCUCCUUAUGAUAUUUGCGUUUCAAGACUUGUUUCUUAGUAUUAUUUGGUUGGUCAAUUUCCAAUUUCUAAAUUCUGCUUUCUGUAUCUGCAUGUGCUAUUAUUAUUUUUGGUAAAGGUCUCCACAUGGCAUAUGCUUUUGUUGCAUGGGAAACAAGAACAGCAUUUCCUUGGUGGACCAAAACUGGUUUGAAGUACUAUUGUCAAUCUUUUUAUUUCCAGAUUGCAUUCGUAUAAGACUCAUGGCAGAAGUACCCCAUAGUAGAUGUAGUUAUGUGUGUCGACAUAAUAUGAAGCACACGUAGUUUGGUUGGAUAGCUCUCCAAAUUGAAAGCUUUCCAUCCCCAAAUUCGAAUGUGGUCCCAUCUCCAAAUUGAACGAAUCAUAGUUUAUAGAUUGGAAAAUUUUCAAUAGUCAUUCCUAUUCUCUAUAGGCUGAUCAACAUUUUACUUAUAAGUGAUUGGCUUGCUUUUCCCGCUCAGCUUGCUUUUCCAUAGUAACAGUACAGUUGCAUAGCUUUUGCGACAAUCUUUGACAAACCCGUCACUAUAUGUUGCUUUCAUCCCACUAGUCUUUUUGUGUAUAUUAAAUGUUAAUUGGUCCCAAGUCAUCGGUAAAGUUGAUAUAGUGACGACUUUAUCAAACACUGAAGAGAUUUUUUUUUAAUUAAAGAAUAGGAUGAAAGAAAGAACAUAGAAAGAAACACUAGAUAUAUAUCGUUUUAGAAUGCUUCUUGAAUAAACUAAAGCAGAGUCCAAUGUUGGUUGGGUGGGACGGGACCUGGUCAAUGUUCUGUCUUGUUCCGCUAGAGAUAUGUCCUGAGGACGCUUCUUGAUUCCUGUCCUAUUGUUUUUUUUUUAAUUACCGUUUGAAGCGUGACUUGAAGGGAAUAAUUCAGAGCAACGAAAGGAACAUGUCUUACAGAAACUUAUCUCCUCCGUGAAGAGACAAUUUGCCAAAACAAAUCGAGUCUUGACCACGUACUACGGAAGAGUUUCGGGAGGUGCUCCCGAUCCCUAGAGUCAAAGAGAG